AUGGGUUCACUUGUCCCAUUUCAAGACCUCAAUCUUCAGCUUGAAACCACCAAUUUCACAUCUACUCCAACCCCAACUCCAAGAAUCAUCCCCAAGAUUGAACCAAACUUGAACCCCUUGAUGAACCAAUAUAAAGAAGCUUUUGCCGGAAGAAUGCAGCAUUUCGGAGAUGUUGAGGUCGUCGAACACCAGCAUUCUCGUGUUGAGGUUGUGGAAGACGCCGAUUCUCAUGCCAUUGUUCCUGUUAACGACGACACCCAAGCUUCAGAAAUUGUGAUUGCUAGAAAAAGAUAUCCACAAAGAUCAUCCGAAUUAGUUAGAGUGACAGAUCUUGAGCCCGACGAUCAACGUUAUCUCCGAGACGCUGUUCGGAGAACCCGAAUGUUGUUUGAUUCUCUGCGUAUUCUCUCAAACAACCAGCAUUGGGGUCCUCAUAGAAGGAGAAGAGGUGAUCUGAAGGCUUGUGAAAUAUUGAGAUGUUGA
Molecule: messenger RNA, 483 nt
Organism: Lycium barbarum (goji berry)
Lineage: Eukaryota; Viridiplantae; Streptophyta; Magnoliopsida; Solanales; Solanaceae
Product: histone-lysine N-methyltransferase family member SUVH9-like
Exons: 2
Coding region: 1-483 (160 amino acids)
Source: RefSeq, a predicted model, not a curated record